Messenger RNA from Physcomitrium patens, 4014 nucleotides. RefSeq names its product SCY1-like protein 2 A. Gene Ontology annotation, molecular function: protein kinase activity; ATP binding. Lineage: Eukaryota; Viridiplantae; Streptophyta; Bryopsida; Funariales; Funariaceae. The record is from RefSeq and is a predicted model, not a curated record. Gene Ontology annotation, biological process: protein phosphorylation.
AUUGGGUCACAAUUAUGCAAACAUUUCAUAGUCAUUAACAUGGACUGUUUCUGAUAUGUACGACUAAUUUUUUCUUCUCCCCUGCUACUGCUGUGGCACUGCUCGCAUUCCCGGUGCUACCCCUCUGGAUCCUGGAGCAGCUAGCAUCUACCACACCGACAAUCAGAACACGCACAGUUCUUUCUAUGAAUAUUCCUGUUUCUUAAUGCUCUUGUUUUAUAAUCACCUGGUGUAGUUAUGCACUUAGGGGUGAAUUUGGAGAUCCUUAGCAGCCACGAUUCGGCAGGUCUCGUCUCUGGGUGCCGCAAUUCUUUUAGUUAAUUUAGAGUAUUUUUGUGGGCAUUCUGCAUUGGAGAAUCUAAAUUGCAUGUCGGAGAGUGGUGGUUGGGUUCUUGAAUCUGGUAAUAGUGUUCAGAACUUUCGUAGUUGGAUUUGUGGGUUUCUCGUAUCUGGGAGGGCUUGGUUUGUGCGUAGGGUUCGGAUUUUCUCUCCUGUGACGGAUAUGGCUGAAUGAAGAGUUCUUCUGAUGUUGUAGUGUUAGUCUAUUUUCGAGAAAAGAGAGGAUCAAUUGGAUGAGCUCUAGUUUAGCUGCGCUGCAGCGGCUCAAAGCUGGUGUGCAAAGCUUUUGGUGUUGUUUGAAAAGCUAAUUAAGGACUCUGUGCUCUUGAUCAAUCGAGAGUUUUUAAAAUGUCGCUCAACAUGAAGUCGUUUACCCAAGCCCUCGCGAAGGCCUCUGCCGUUAUUGAGAAGACGGUGUCUAGCACCGUGCACGAAGUGACUGGACCCAAGGCGAUGCAGGAUUACGAGUUGUUGGAGCAGAUAGGAUCCGGAGGUCCAGAUUUAGUUUGGAGGCUGUAUGUGGGAAGGCCGCGGAACAAAGUCACUCAGAUGCACAAUCCUGAAGUAUGUGUUUGGGUUCUGGACAAGAAGGCUCUUACAGACCUCAGGCAACGAGUCGGUAUAUCUAGAGCAGCGGAGGAGGCAUUUUUGGAUUUGGUACGGCAAGAUGCCGCGCAAUUGAUGCGCUUGAGGCAUCCAGGAGUAAUACGUGUAAUACAAGCUUUGGAUGAAAGCAAGACAACAAUGGCCAUGGUUACUGAACCAAUCUUCGCUUCUUUAGCCAAUAUAUUGGGGCGAUUUGACAACAUCACAAAAGCGCCCAAUGAAUUGAAAGACCUGGAGCUAGGUCAGCUCGAGGUUAAACAUGGUUUGUUGCAGCUUACUGAGACUUUGGGAUUUCUUCACAACAAUGCACGUCUUCUUCACCGAGCCAUCGGACCAGAGUCUGUUUACCUUACAUCCAGUGGAGCAUGGAAGCUAGCUGGGUUUGGGUUUUCCAUCAGCCUAGAUCAGAGUGGAGUUGAUCCAACUGAUGGUCCCGCUUUUCAUUUCCCGGAUUAUGAUGUGGAUGAUGUAGUUUUACCGUUGCAACCACCACUCGAUUAUACAGCGCCCGAGUUGACACGGAAAGGAGCUGGUGGGCCUGAUGCAUCGACAGACAUCUUUAGCCUUGCUUUGCUUACAUAUCAUCUACUGUCUCAUCAGGCACUUCUACAGUGCAGGAAUAAUCUCCAAACGUAUACAAACAAGGCCUCAUACCUUCCAAACGAAAGCUUCACGAAUAUUCCGUCAGAUGUUUCUGAAGAUUUGAAACGGAUGCUCAGUUCGGAUGCGCGUUCCAGGCCUACCGCUCAUGACUUUACUACUUCUCCUUUCUUCCGGGACGAUACACAGCUGCGUGCGUUGCGUUUCUUGGAUCACAUGCUGGAAAGAGACAAUAUGCAAAAAACUCAGUUCUUGAAAGCUAUGGCAGAUAUGUGGACCAGUUUUGAUGCCCGUGUGCUGCGUUACAAGGUGCUACCACCAUUAUGUGCGGAGCUUCGCAAUGAAGUGAUGCUGCCCAUGGUGCUUCCCAUGGUGCUCACUUUAGCGGACUCGCAGGAGAUGGUGGAUUUCCAAUCUGCCACACUUCCAGCAUUGUUGCCUGUUCUUGGAACUGCCACUGGAGAUGCUUUACUUUUGCUGAUUAAGCAUGCUAGCCUCCUCAUUAAUAAGGCAGGACCAGAUGCCUUGACAGCCAAUGUGGUACCCAUGAUUGUCCGUGCUUUUGAAGAUCCUGAUGCUCGAAUGCAAGAGGAAGUCCUUAAGCGCACCUUGUCGCUUACAAAGCAGCUUGAUUUCACAGUUCUGAGACAAUCAAUUUUACCUCGCGUUCAUGGUCUGGCUCUCAAGACUACAAUGGCAGCUGUGCGAGUGAAUGCGUUGUUGUGCUUAGGCGAGGUUGUUCCACGUCUCGACAAAGUGGCCAUACAUGAAAUUCUGCAGACUCUGCAGCGUUGCACUGCUGUCGACCAUUCUGCUCCCACUCUAAUGUGUUCACUGGGAGUUGCAUCUGCCAUUCAUAAACAGAUGGGUGUGGAGUAUGCUGCAGAACAUCUACUUCCACUUCUUUGCCCUCUGCUCACUGCACAGCAGCUAAACCUUCAGCAAUUUGCAAAAUACAUGCAUUUUGUGAAAGAGGUUCUCAGGAAAAUAGAGGAGAAACGAGGUGUUGUGGUCAACGAGGUGGAGCCAGUUUCCCUUGACAUGAAGACGAUGGCCCUUGGCGGUCCUGCGAAACCCAACGUGAAGGCAACAGGAAACGGGACAGACAACAGUUCAUGGGACGCUGACUGGGCUGCACCUAAGAAGACAUCCACCAGAACGGCACUCGACACUAACGAUUUAUUCCCUGAAAAUGCUUCCCCUGCAGCUCCAAGUGUGGCGUCAGCUCCACAAACUCAGCCUUCCAUGCAACAGCCUUUUCUGUCAUUUGAAUGGCCUCCGCCAGCAUCUACUCCUAAUAUUUCAACCACGACUUCGAGCGUUUCCAAUGCUGGUGCAAUGAGUACAGUCUUCGGCAACACAAAUCCUAAUUCUUCAAAGAAACUUCCAUUCGUCAGCAAACACUCAAACCAGUGAGGAGAAUGAUCCAUUUUCUAAUUGGCCACCACGAGCAUCUUCAAAUCCGAGCAAUAUAUCUAACCAGUCCAGUUGGAAUAGUGGAUCUAUUUCCUCAAAAAAUCAAAGUCUCAGCAACCUUAAGAUAGCAACGGGGAGUUCAAACUCUAUCUUGAAUGCGAAUGAUUGGACUAUGCGAAUGAUUGGACUAUUGGAUAGGUAUUGAUUAGUUUGCUUAUUUACGACUGCGCUAGUUGCCAUCACUGUAGUCACGGGUGUGUGACUAUCUAUUGCGUUAGACCAUUCUUUGUUUGUAGUAAUCAUUCUUUCACAGGUCUAACCAUUAGCAGAGUUUUUUUUAUUUUUUAUAACUUGGAAUGUCUUCUAGGUGGUGACUAAAAUCACAGAGUACGGUGAUUUACAUUGUGACUCUCAAGUAUGCUUCACUACCUGCGCAGGUUCAAACGCUCGAAACCAAAGUUAACGAAAGCAAAGAAUCUUAGUUCAUUGUUUUAACUCCGCACCAUUUACAUAUCAAGUCACAGCGGGCUUUCAAAGAGUUGGUGGUCAACAAAUUGUAGUGACUGUGGAUUUGUUCCCAUGCUACGAACAUCCAGUGGUCUAUGCAAGGUGACAGAAUUCGAACAUGUGCUCUUACAAAUGAGGAAAAUAUAAUCUCACGCGGAUCGACUGGAUGAAGUGUUGUGGUUACUUUCUGUGGCAUGUUCAGCAUGGAAAUGGGCGCACCUUGUCGUGUGAACCUCUCUGCUGCACAACACAAUCUGAUAAUGGAGCAAAGUACAGCAAUGUUUUCAGCACUGGCAACACAUCAACAUUACGCAUCAUUGGAGCAGUUUCAUAAACAACCCAGCCAGUAAAUCACUCUUUAGAAUUACUCUAGAGAAACUACACUGGGUACUCAUGACAUCCAACUUGGAGACAAAGGCUCUAGUAAUUCAUGCAGAAGUGAUGAAACUACACGAGAGGUCUGUAACCAAGACUCUCUGCGCAUGCGAUGGGAUGUAACAGCGUUAUCAAUAUUUACAUGGAGACAAGUCAAAAGCUUCAACCGUU